AUGAAUGAAGUUUUGACCCAGACAGUACUUUUCCCGGAUGAAAUACAAAAGAAGUCACAUAUCAUUGUAAAAGGAGAUCCUUCUAUGUGGAAGGAAAUCAUGAUUGUUUUUGGGUUCGAAGGAAGAACAAUUGUACUUCAACCAGAGCAAUGGAUUUUUUGUGAGAACCUUUAUACAGUUGUUGAACCAAGACCUCAUGGAGGGUAUUACGGACCAGCAAUAGAUAAUCUUCAUAUUGUACUUAGAAAAACUUUUAACGUAUCUCAUAUUGUUCCGACAAAAAUUGGGGUUUUUGAAUAG
Molecule: messenger RNA, 300 nt
Organism: Trichomonas vaginalis G3
Lineage: Eukaryota; Parabasalia; Trichomonadida; Trichomonadidae
Product: protein of unknown function, DUF563 family
Exons: 1
Coding region: 1-300 (99 amino acids)
Molecular function (GO): glycosyltransferase activity
Source: RefSeq, a predicted model, not a curated record